Molecule: messenger RNA, 3554 nt
Organism: Colossoma macropomum (tambaqui)
Lineage: Eukaryota; Metazoa; Chordata; Actinopteri; Characiformes; Serrasalmidae
Product: gastrula zinc finger protein XlCGF7.1-like
Exons: 4
Coding region: 187-1065 (292 amino acids)
Cellular component (GO): nucleus
Source: RefSeq, a predicted model, not a curated record
GACGAAGAAGAGCAAAAAACGACAGGUAAAGAUAAAGGUAAAGACGGUGAAGAAAGGACUGACCUCCUGUAGCAAGUUUUCAUCUGCUACUGGUGUCCACUUUGCUGCUAAGUUGUGAAUUACCUGCACAAAUACAUACAAAAAUGCCAGCAAAAAGAAUACAUAAUAUUGCUAACAUUAGAAAAGAUGAAAUGUGAGGACAUAAUGUCCAGAAGAUCCAGUACUAAGAAGACAUCCUCUGCUGCUCUCAGCACAAACACACCUCCCAGACAAACACAAAAGACUAAAGAUAAAGAAAGAACACACCACUGUUCAGAGUGUGGGAAGAGUUUUACUGUACAGAGUCAUCUCCGAAUACACCACCGCAUUCACACAGGAGAGAAACCGUAUCACUGCUCAGAGUGUGGGAAGAGUUUUAAUACACAGAAUAAUCUUCAAACACACCAGCGCAUUCACACAGGAGAGAAACCGUAUCACUGCUCAGAGUGUGGACAGCGUUUUACUGUACAAAGUCAUCUCAGAACACACCAGCGCAUUCACACAGGAGAGAAACCGUAUCACUGCUCAGAGUGUGGAAAGAGUUUUACUCAACAGAGUAAUCUCCAAACACACCAGCGCAUUCACACAGGAGAGAAACCGUAUCACUGCUCAGAGUGUGGACAGAGUUUUAGUAAGCAGAGUUCUCUCCAACGACACCAGCGCAUUCACACAGGAGAGAAACCGUAUUACUGCUCAGACUGUGGAAAGAGAUUCAGUAGACAAAGUUAUCUCCAAACACACCAGCGCAUUCACACAGGAGAGAAACCGUAUUACUGCAUCGAGUGUGGAAAGAGUUUUAAUGCACAGAGUAAUCUUCAAACACACCAGCGCAUUCACACAGGAGAGAAACCGUACCUCUGCUCAGAGUGUGGAAAGGGUUUUAAUCGACAGAGUAAUCUUCAAACACACCAGCGCAUUCACACAGGAGAGAGACCCUAUCACUGCUCAGAGUGUGGACAGAGUUUUACAAACAGUCGUUCCCUCAAGAUGCACCAGCGCAUUCAUACAGGAGAAAUUCUAAUUUAAAGAUAAACAAAUGCAUUAAGAGAGAGGAGAUUUGAGAACUGAAGAGACCUGUUCGACCUGUUACCAGCUCUGUAAGAAGGCGUCUUGAUCCAUCCAAGCCUCUUACCAGGCACACAGUGUCAAGUGAUUCAACUCAGGAAAAAUAAAAUGCAUCCACCAAUCAGCAAGCUGUUCAAGCCCAAGCAGACAAACAGAAGCUGCAGUUUCAUCUUCUGAGUAUAAAAAGAUAUAAAAAGCCACAACCAGCUCUGCAGUACUGAGGGAGAAGAAAAUGGUCCUGACUGAACCUCCAUCUGAACUUCACAGUGGUGAGUUGAACUAUGCUGUUCUUACUGAAUAACAAUCACUGAAUAAAAGAAGGAAACACAGGUUAUCCUACAGUUUUCACUGUUGAAGUUGAAUGUUCCUUAAUGGUUUAUUGUAAGUAUUUAAAGUCUAUUCCUGAAGGUUACAUGAGUUGAACAAGUAGUCUGAAGUGGUAUUUAAGUGUAUUUUAAAGAAGAAUUGCUGUACACCCUUACACUUUGGUUUAAAUAUUACAUUUUCGUUAAUAAAUCCCUGAGCAGUGUGUAGCGCUGUCGCCUCACAGUAAGAAAUGCCUGGGUCGACCAGAGUCCUUUCUGUGCGGAGUUUCCUCCAUGUAUUGCCAGUUAAUUGCCCUAGGUGUGAGUGCAUGAAUGUUUACCCUGUUAUGGACUGCUGACCUGGGUGUUUCCUGCCUUCCCGCCCAGUGUGUGCAAUCCCCCAGACCCAAGAGGAUAAGCAGAAAAAUAAAAGAAUCCUUUUACUGCACAAAGUUUCUUAAGUAGUCGUUCCAAGGCCAACUUGAGAAAGUGAGGGUGGCUUGCUGGAGUUUUUUUAAGUUGUUGGAAGAAAAAAAUAUAUCUGGGCAUUUUUUAGAUAGAUACAGUCUUGAACAAUCUGAGCAAUUAAAAAAAGAUUUAUAGAGUACAGAUUGGAACAUUGUGGAAUGUAUGAAAUUGUUAGGCAGAUGUAAAAUGACCUCAAUCAUGUCCCGAAGAGUGCUAUUAAAUAACAUUGUCAUACAUUUUCAUGACUCCACUCCUUCAGUUGUGCAAUGUCUGAUGGACAUGCCUUGUGAUGUGAAAGUCUGCCAUCUCUAGCGUCGCAAAUCCACGCAAUUAAAAAUAGUCUGGUGGAAUUCAUAAAGUACAAACUUAAGUAUUUUUCUUCUUUAUAAAAUGUCAAAACCUUUUGCGUGCUGCAAUGAUGUUGGUCCUGGAGAUCUACCACCCUGCCAUAGAGGUGUAAAAGCAACCACCUGUGGGUUCAGAGACCUGGCAGGCCAGUGCAGAGAAUAAGCAGGUCAGCAACAGGUAGCCUCCCCAGACAGUCCAACAGUCCAGUGGGUUCAGAGCGUUGGCAAGCAGGAGCAAAGAAGAAGCAGGUCAAGAUCAGGUAGCCUCCCCAGAUAAUCCAGAUAGUCCAAUGGGUUCAAAGACCAGUUAGACCAUUGCAGAGAAGAAGCAGGUCAACAACAGGUAGCCUCCCAAGACAGUACAACUGUCCAGUGGGUUCAAAGACCAGGCAGGCCAGUGCAGAGAAGAAGCAGGGCAGCAACAGGUAGCCUUCACAGAUAGUCAAACAGGCCAGUGGGUUCAAAGACCAGGCAGGCCAAGGCAGAGAAGCAGCAGGUGAGCCACAGGUAGCCUCCCCAGAAAGUCAAACAGUCCAGUGGGUUCAGAAACUUGGCAAGCUGGUGCAGAGAAGACGCAGGUCAAGAUCAGGUAGCUUCCCCAGAUAGUCCAACAGUCCAGUGAGUUACUGUAAAGUGGAAAUGCCAUUAAGCAUCAACAGCUCAGUGGUGGAGCAGCGGACAAAACAAGCUUAUAGAAGGAGAACGCCAAGCAAUAAAGCAUGUACUGUGAGAACAUAGGAAGUUAUAGCAACAAAAUUGGGACCAUCUCCAUAUAAUACUAAAAUUAAUGGUGUUAGCAUGAGAUCUUCAGAUUCAGAACCACUUUAUUUCACCAAGUAUGUUUACCAUACACAGAAUUAGUCUUGGUGAGUGCACACGUGUGUGACAUGUAACAUACUAAACAGACCAGACAAGCAUGCAGACUGUUAAUAAAUAAAUAAAAUAAAAUACAAUAAAUAGAUUAAAGAAUAAUAAAGAGCCAUGGAGAGGGCCUAAAGUGAUAAGAAAAUAUCUAUAAAUAUGCAUAAAUCAAUGUAUGUACAUAUGGAAGUCUAAAUAGACAUAUACUAUAAAAAAAUUAUAUACAAAAUAUUACAGAAUUAUAUCAACAUUAGCAAAAACAACAUCUGUACAGUUGUUCUUCCAACAGUCCAAAGUCAUGAAGUCAUGCUAAAUUGCUCCUAGGUGUGAGUGUGUGUGUGACUGUAUAUGUCAGUCUGUCUGCCCUGCGAUGGACUGGCGACCUGUCCAGGGUGUUUCCUGCCUUCCGCCCAAUCCCAGUGACUGCUGGAAUAGGUCUCAGCACCCCCCGCAACCCAGAAGGAUAAGC